Molecule: messenger RNA, 1664 nt
Organism: Xenia sp. Carnegie-2017
Lineage: Eukaryota; Metazoa; Cnidaria; Anthozoa; Malacalcyonacea; Xeniidae
Product: G2/mitotic-specific cyclin-B3-like
Exons: 9
Coding region: 125-1474 (449 amino acids)
Biological process (GO): regulation of cyclin-dependent protein serine/threonine kinase activity; mitotic cell cycle phase transition
Cellular component (GO): nucleus; cyclin-dependent protein kinase holoenzyme complex; centrosome
Molecular function (GO): cyclin-dependent protein serine/threonine kinase regulator activity
Source: RefSeq, a predicted model, not a curated record
UACAAAUUCGAUUUCCAGUUCAGCUGAGAUUCCACAGCAGUGCAUUCUAUCUCAAGUCAAGGAGAAGUUGUCGAAGAAAAUCAUUUUCUAUAGAUUAUUUUGUAAAAGAAGAAAUAAGUUCAGAAUGAAAUCACAACGAAUUCCUGUCGCUGUAAACAAAGAGAAUACUCAGGAAGAAGCAGCAAGAAAAACGCGUGCAACUACUUCAAAGUACAUGGCGUCUGAUUUUAGAAAAUUUACCGAAAAUGCUAAACGGCAAGCAGAAGAAUCACCGAACAACGCACCCACAAGGAAACGUUCGGCGUUAGGCGAUGUGACAAAUGCUUCACAGGUGGAACUAGUAUCAAAGGAUUCGAAAGCAAAAUACAUUAUUAAACCAAAGGUUGAGAAGAACGCUAAUCGUCUAUCAUCAACAAUUCAAACUCGACAAAGAUCCAUGGAAUCGGCUUCAGUGGUUAAAAAAAAUGCCAAAAACAAAGCGGAGACACUGCAAGGAGCAGGAAAAAAUGUUGAAAUAGAGAAACCUUCCAUUACUGAUACAGACCUAGAUGAUAUUUUAUUGACAGAGCUCACAGAAAAAACACAAUUUGACCAAAGUGACAAAACUCUAGGCUCAACUGUUGAUUCCAUCACUGAAGAAGAAAUGGCCACCAUAAAUGCUGCUGAAAUAGAUGACAUAGACUUGGAUGUGACAGAUGAAUUCGCUGUUGCUGAAUAUGCAAAUGAAAUUUUUAAGAACAUGAAGAAUCGUGAGGAGAUGUAUGUUCUCACUCCAUACAUGUCAAAACGGUCAAAAUUAAAUGGAAACAUGAGAGCUAUUUUGGUUGAUUGGCUUGUUGAAGUUCAGGAAAACUUUGAAUUAUAUCAUGAGACUUUGUAUCUUGCUGUAAAAAUUGUUGACCAUUAUUUGGAGAAGAAUGAUAUUGAAAGAGACCAACUUCAGUUGCUAGGUGCUACAGCAGUUUUUUUGGCUUGCAAAAUUGAGGAAAAGCAUCCUCCCUAUCUUGACGAUUUCCUCUUUAUCUGUGACGAUGCCUAUAACAAGGCAGAUUUGCUCAAAAUGGAAAUGAGAGUGUUUGCGUCUUUAGACUUUUGCUUAGCUAUUCCAAUUCCUUAUAGAUUUUUAAGGCGAUAUGCUAAGGCUGCUCAUGCCAGCAUGGAAACUCUGACAUUGGCUCGUUAUAUACUUGAAACCUCGUUAUUAGAAUAUGAUUUUAUAACCCUUAAAUCCUCAAAGAUGGCAGCUGCAUGUCUUGCGUUAGCAAUGGCAAUGAAGAAGUUGGGCUCGUGGACUCCAACCUUGGAAUAUUACACUGGUUAUUCCCGCACUGACCUAACGGAACUUGUAGGAAAACUCAAUGUCCUUAUUUCAGUUCAGCCCAAAAAAAACCUAAAAACAAUACAUUCAAAAUACUCCCACCCUGUCUUCUUCGAAGUUGCCAAGACGCCAAUCUUAAAUGUUCUGGCAAAAUAAAUACAUUCUUGUUCUCAGUUAAAAUACUGAAACAGAUGUUUUUGCAUGUUAGUCUGAGGUAGCUUUUAGAGUAGUAAUUUUAAUGUCUCAUUUUCAGUCAAAAUAUGAAAGCAUGUCAAGUUAUUAAACUGUGUAUAUAACUGUGUAAAUUUUUAACCUUAAUCAUAAAUUAUAUGUAAUAUUUCGAGAA